AUGACCGAAAAUUUGGAGCACCUCAAACGCUCUAGAGCAACUCAUCGACGCGUAGUAAUCAAAUACUACAAUGAAGCAAACACGACUAUUCAAAAUCGCGGAACUCUUGAUGAAACUGGAGUAGCAAGACUUGAGCAACCGGAAAUCAGCAUCCGCAAGAAACAGGACCACACCUCAAACUCCAAUAGCAAUAUACAGGAACAGAUCACAGAUGAACAGCCACUAGACGAUGAGAUCCAAGAAGCAGAAAGUUUGGACGACAAAAAUGGACAGUACGUUCAUCAAAAUCAACAGUUUCUUCAAAAGCUCAAAACACCGACAGGAGUUUCUACAAAUACCGUUCGAUCAAUAGAUGUGAAUGUCAAAUUACCAAAAGUAAAUUUGCCGGUUUUCUCUGGAGGAAACAUGGAAUGGAAAUCGUUCUUCGAUAUGUUCAAAGAAGCUGUGAAUGACAACACGAGACUGACGAAGAACCAAAAGCUACAUCACUUGAAAUCUUCUCUGACUGGAGACGCAGACAAACUACUAAAUUCCAUAACGAUUACGGACGACAAUUUUGACAUCGCCAUUGACUUUCUGGGGAACUGA
This is a messenger RNA of Symsagittifera roscoffensis, 588 nucleotides long. RefSeq lists its product as uncharacterized. Bases 1 to 588 code for a protein of 195 amino acids. The record is from RefSeq and is a predicted model, not a curated record. The transcript has a single exon. NCBI's taxonomy places the organism in Eukaryota, Metazoa, Xenacoelomorpha, Acoela, Convolutidae.